Molecule: messenger RNA, 1580 nt
Organism: Drosophila rhopaloa
Lineage: Eukaryota; Metazoa; Arthropoda; Insecta; Diptera; Drosophilidae
Gene: Df31
Product: enolase-phosphatase E1
Exons: 3
Coding region: 257-829 (190 amino acids)
Source: RefSeq, a predicted model, not a curated record
UUUGCUCUCUCAUUCGGCGUUUUUCUUCGUGACUGUGUGGACGUUCUCACUACGGCUAAAUCUCCAGCAAUCCAGCGACUUUCUUAGCAAAGCUACUAAAGAGGAAACGGCAGUUUGCACAAAUUUAUAAAAUUUGCAGUUUAUUGAAAACUACGUGUUGUUCGAGCCCUUCGAGUCGUGUUUGACGCAUACCAAAACCUUUAAUUUAAACGUGUUUUCGCGCUUCGCUUUUGAAAAGUAAAAACCGUAAAUCAAAAUGGCUGAUGUGGCUGAGCAAAAGAACGAGACCCCUGUUGUCGAGAAGGUCGCAGCUGAGGAAGUCGAUGCUGUGAAGAAGGAUGCCGUUGCCGCCGAGGAGGCAGCAGCUGAGAAGCCAACCGCCACAGAAAACGGUGCUGUCGAAGAGGAGAGCGCCGCCAAGGAGAACGGUGCACCGGCUGCUGAAAGUGCGGCACCCGCCGAAGCAGCCGACGCCGUUGAUGGCGAAAAGGCGACCGAGGCCGCUGCUCCUGCCGCCGCCACCCCCGAGGAUGAGAAGGAGGAAAAGAAGGAGGAGGACAAAAAGGAGGAGUCUGCUGUUGACGGCGAGGAGGCCAAGAAAGAGAGCAGCGAGGCAGCACCGGCUGCUGUUGAGAACGGCGCCGAGGAGGCCGCUAACGGUGACUCUACAGACGCGCCCGCCAUCGAGGCUGUGAAGCGGAAGGUGGACGAAGCUGCUGCCAAGGCUGACGAGGCCGUCGCCACGCCGGAGAAAAAGGCGAAGCUGGACGAGGCCAGCACAAAGGACGAGGUGCAGAACGGGGCCGAGGCCAGCGAAGUUGCUGCCUAAGGAAAUCGUCCGCGGAGCAACAGACUCAGUAAUCUACAUAUAAAAUACUUACUAACACAAAACAAACACAAAUCACACAAAUAACGGUUCUACCACCAGCCACGCGCACCGAAUUGCCCACCGCCCGUCCGUGUGGGCGGGUGAUUCGUGGGUUGCUGACUGGGUGGUCGAAUGCAAUUCUAUUAUAACAAUCCUGCAAUGGGAGCGUAGUUAAUGCGUGCCGAUUCUCUCUGUCUCUACUAACAAACAAACAACCAACCAACCAACAACAAACGAGAAACAAAAAAAAAUCCAUUAUCAUUUAAAACCUUACUUAAAAACUUAACUUUAAAGCAAAGUAUAUAUAGAAAGCAAAAGAUUAAGAAAAAAAAAAGUAAGCGAAAGUAUGAUGCGAGACCCUCUAUGUUUUAAGAAUACAAGUUGUAAACAAAAAGCGUCAAAUUUAAUAAUUGUAAUAAUAAAUACGAAGCGAAUGAAAAAAAUUGCAAACAAAAUUUCUAAAUAAGAAACAAACCAUAAGAAAUUUAACGGCAAAAACCCUUUUUUUGUCACUUAAAAAGUUAUAAUUUUACAACUUUAUCCUAUAUUGUGUAUGAAUAUUUAUAUAUAUCAAGCAAGCAACACUACAAAAACAGCAAAAUGUAACAACAUGCUGCCAACAACAACACCCCCAUAAAAGUUUCUGCCAACUGGCAAUGAGACAAAACAAAUCAUACCACAUAGAAACAAUAAAAACAAAAAAAAAACGGAA